Molecule: messenger RNA, 3597 nt
Organism: Ooceraea biroi (clonal raider ant)
Lineage: Eukaryota; Metazoa; Arthropoda; Insecta; Hymenoptera; Formicidae
Product: coiled-coil domain-containing protein 170
Source: RefSeq, a predicted model, not a curated record
GUUUUCUCGGAUCGAUGCGUUUCGAUCGGCUCGCCGCGGCGUCCUCCGUCGCGACGCUCGUCGGCGUUUAACCAGCGCUUGGUCGGCGUCGUCGCUAGUUUCUACCACCCGUUUCACAGGUGUUCGCGUUGGUUCACGGAGGAUGUCGCGUUUGCGGUGAGGCCGCCGUUUCUCCGCUCGCAAGCUCGCUCGCGCUGAAGAACGGAAGUCGGAAUGGCGUCCGAUGACGGUGAGACGCAGGAGGCGCGGGAGACGCAGGAAGCGGCCGAGGAGGACCUCAGGAUCUUCGAGACGCUGCGCAUCUCCUCGCCCCGGAAGGUGGACCCUGAUGACGCUAUGACCCACGAUUUGACGACCACUUUGAGGAGCGAGCUGGCGGCUUUGGAAUACAAACGAGAUAGACUUAUGUCCGAGCUGCAGGAGAUGAAGAGCAUCGUGAGAUCACGGGAUCAGAGGGUCCUGGACCUGCAGGUGGAGGCUGAUCAGCUUCGUGAGCAAGCGGCCCGGCAAAAUGCUGUCGUCUCGAGCCUCAAGAAGCGCAUUCAGGACUUGGAAGAGAGAGAAAGAAAUUUUUACGCGUCUCAAGGCAGAAACGAGAUCACGAUGCAAGGUCUGCAACGUGACGUAAAGUACCACGAGGAGAAGGUCAGGGAAUACGAGAAGAGGAUCCGACAGCUGGAGCACAACAUAUCCGAGGAGGUCCAAUUGAAGGAUCGCGCGCGUCUGAAUCUGCAGGACUUCGUGCGAAGAUUGGCGCACGCGGUGAACGUCGAGUACUGCGAGACGGCGCAUCACAGUCCGGAGAUGGUGAUCCACAAGGCCGAGGAGCUUGUACAGGAAGUGAAUCGAUUGCGGACGAAGAGCACGAACGUCGAGACGCAAUUGACGGGUGUCGAGGUGGAUUUCCGAACCUGCAGGGACGCUCUUGACCGCGCCGCUACGGAGAAGGAACAGUUGCAGAGACAGUUGUCCGUUCAGCUAGUCGACAUGGAUCGUUUGCGUCAGGAAAAGGAGUGCCUGGAAAUGCAAUAUAGGGUCGCGGAGAAGGACAUGAACGAUCUGAGGGACAAGCUUGUCAACGCAAACAGAAGUCUAACCAGCGCAACGGGGAACAUAUCCAAUCAGGAGGCAUUGAUCUGUCAAUUACGAGACGAUCUAAAGGCCCGCGAGGAGAAGACGCAACGAGUGCAAAACGAUAUGCGUCACCUCCUGGAAUCCGUGGCAAUUCUCCUCAGUACACCCAACCGAUUCGUCGAGUCACAUGAGAACGCGAUCAAGGAUCGUAUCCGAGAGAUCGUGGGGGACAACAAGGAUCAGUCGCUAAAAAUACAGAGUCUUCGGGAGAAAGUGAACACGGCGACGGAGUCGACGAAUCGACAAAGCGAGUUGGUCGAUUCCACGAUGAUGAAGGUGCGCAGUUUGGAAGAGGAACGCGCCGCUCUGGAAGCUAAGAUACACAAGUUGGAUUCCGAGCUCACGAGCUGCGAACUCUCCCGAGAGUCUUUACGCAGAGACAAGCACACGUUUGUGACUUUCCUUGAUCGGUUGAGCAAGGCGAUGCAGAUGGACGAGAUCUCUCAGGAGAUCGGAAUUGAUCUUCAGACCGAAUCGAUGUUGGUGCGGGCCGAGCAGCUAGCUAGACUUGAGACCGACAAGCUAGUGGACAAGUAUUUGUGCUCCAGCUACACGACCCUACCGAGGAUUCGGCGCGAGCGGUCGUUCCACGAGCUUCCUUGUCUCAAAGAAACUUCCGUGGUUUAUCAACUGCAACGCCGAGUCCGUACCCUGCGGGAGCAACUUCAGCGCAGGGACCUGCAUCUAGACCUCUUACGUAGGAAGCUGUCCCUGCAGGAGGAUAGCGUGAGGAUGAAGUCGCUGUUGCAGAGCGAGCGGGACGAGGCGAACAUUCGCGCGAAGAAGCUGGCAAAGCAGGUCGAGCGACUACAGGUCCAAUUGUCGGAGGAAAAGUCGCGGAAUCGGGAGUUGAGCGCACAAUUGACGGAAGCCGCGGAUUACAAGAUAGCUGCGCUGGAACGCACCCGGAAAAUCGAGGAACUCCAGAAGCGCCUGGUGGAGAGUGAGAUGCUGCGAACGCGCUACAACAGAAAGUUGACGAUGGCGAAAGAGCACAUAAGAACGACCACGGAGACAGCCGAUCAGGAGAGAUCGAUAAACGACCAUUCCUUGCAGCUCCUCCGUGACGAACUCGCACAGGUCAAGCAGAAUCUCUCUGAGGUCACGAGGAGAGAAUCCCAGCUCCAGAGCUUCCGCGUCUCGGUGGUGAAGUUAUUGUCGGAGCCAAUCUGCACGCCCGAUUACGAGAUCAUUUCGCGGUUGCAGAAAAUGGUCGCGGCUCAUCGCGACUUUACGAUGCUCUCCCGUAGAUACGACGAGCCCUUGGAAACGAGUCCCUCAAGAUGCACCAGCAUUCAUCCGGUACAUCCGCCGAGAUCACCCGGUUCACGCUGCACCCGUUACGAGGACAGUGGCUUCGCGGACCCGCCGGACCUCCACGACAUCGAUGACGAUUACAACAAGAGACCAGUGAGGAGCAGCCUCCUUCCGUGACACCGGCCAAGAUUCAAGUUUUAAGCGCAUCGUCUCACGAUCGCCAGAUCCGACUCGUCUACUGAAUUCGGAAGCUGCAGCUUCCGGUCUCACGUAGCUGAGGGAAAGCAAUUGUCUCACAAGUAAAGCGUUACGUUUACCCCGUGUAAACGAACGACUUUUACGAAGCGAAGAGGACCAUUCCAUUCGUCGAGGACUGUUCCACACAUCGUUGUUUCACACAAAUAAGGCAACGAGCAACAAGUCGCAAGAUCGUACAACCGAAGCAAGAUACCGAUUCCAUUGGAACAAGCAUUAAGAAAUCAUUCAAGCGUGCUGUUACGAGGAAAAAGAAGAGGAAAUCAACGACGAGAUCGUUCAUGUGAAAUCGUAACUUUACGUGAAUUGGUAAUGCAGUCCUCGUGAAACAUUCCUAACAGAUCGUGUGGAAGUGCAACACUGAAUGUGGAACCUCUCAGAUGUCACGAACGAAAACUAUUGAAUAGUGUUCAGCAAAAAUUUACGUAGAUCGAUUGCAGGCGCGUUACAAGUAUUUAUAUUUCGAAAUAUCUAAAAUAAGUGACACAGAUUUCGAUUUAUACGAAUAAAAAAUAGUUAUUAUAUUGUACAUAUACAUACAUGUAUUAUACAUUUAGUCUCGAAAAAAUCGCUUGAUGGCCACUCGGAGCAAGCGGGAGUGUCAUUAAUUCGCAUCAAAAGAAUGGAAUUGUGUCAAGUAAGAAUAAUUAAACGCGCGAACUAUAUGCAAAUGACGUUACGUGAAAUAAUAAGGAAUACGGUUGGAAUAAAGCCAGUCCAGAAAAAUGGAAUACGAACUAAAGACUGAAUAAUAUUUUAUUGAGUUCCGUCGUGCCGCAGUGUUUUAUCUUCACUUAUAUUUUUUCUACAAACUGUUCGCAAAAAUGUAUCUGGUUUAAAAGGGCUAAUCUUAUGUUUACUCAACAAUUUUAAUUCAGUGCGAUUAUAUAUAUCAAAAAUCUGAGUGUUCAACGAAAACCUGAGUGUUCAUAAAGUUUUUUAUAAAAUUUA